CAGAGGGCUGUGGGGUAGCGAUGUCGUGGCGUUUGGGGUGACUGAGGAGGGCCCGGAAGCCGGAGUUUGGCCGCUGACGCGCAGAGCCGCUUCCUCAGCGGGUGGGGGGGAGCCGGUCCCCUGCCCAUCCCGCCGCAGGGAUGAGGCGCGCUGGGCUGGGUGAAGGAGUAGCUACUGGUAACUAUGGCUAUACCAAUAGUGGGUAUAGUGUACACGAAGAAGAAAAUGAAAGGUUAACUGAAAGUCUGCGUACAAAAGUCUCUGCCAUAAAAUCACUUUCCAUUGAAAUUGGAACAGAAGUUAAAAAUCAAAAUAAAAUGUUAUCCGACAUGGACUCUGACUUUGAUUCUACAGGUGGAUUUCUAGAUGCGACUAUAGGCAGACUGAAAACACUCUCCAGAGGGAGCCAGACAAAACUAUUGUGCUACAUGAUGCUCUUUGCACUCUUUGUCUUUUUUGUAAUUUACUGGAUUAUUAAACUGAGAUGAUGCAAAUUAUAUCCAGUUUUUUGUGCCACUUCAACAGAAUUACAAAAUGGUCUUAAUUUGUGAGGACAGACCUUAAAUUUACAUACUCUGUUGAUAAAUAUGGUUAAAUGGUUAUUGUAAAUUAUAUUAGAUAUCAGUGCAUUUGUUAUGUAUAUUUUGUCUUGAUGUUUACCAUUCCAGAAGCUUUCUUAUCAUAUCCCCUGUUUUCUGGGGUUAACAAAUGUUAUCUACUACCUUGUGCAUAUUUACACCUUGGCUCAAGUUACUUUUGGGGAAAUAUCUUUGGAAAUGCAAAACAAACGAACAAACAUUAAAAACAUGCCCUGCCAGGACAAAAUUUGAACCUUUAACUUUGAAUUUCCUUUAAUGGGUUUCACUUUUUUAAUAAAGUAGUAAAAAAAAAAAUUAUAAACAAAAUUAGGGCCUGAUCCUGAGCAAGGACCUCAGGAUCAGGCUUGUAGCAAUUUGCAGAUUAUAGAAGUAUGAAAAAGGCUUGUGCUUUUUCAAAACAGAGUUAUUGUAACAUAGAUUAAACCACCUGAAACUACAAGUACAGUACCGUCAUACUUGUAAUGCUUUGGGUCGGGGUUGGCAAGUUUCUAUAAGUAUCAUGGCUUAGAAUUUAAAAAUGAAAUUAAAAAAAAAAACCACCUUUCAGUUUAAGGAGGAAUUAACUGACCUAAACUGGAAGAACGUUGGUUAAUUUUAAUUUGAGACCAAGUAAUGCUAAGGGCUGGUCUACGCUGGGAAUUUACAGCAAGAUAGCUAUGUUUCUCAGAGGUGUGGAAAAAUCUUCAUCCCUGAGACACACAGCUAUGCAAACCUAACCUCUGCUUUAGACAGCAUUAGGUGGAUGGAAGCAUUCUUCUGUUGACCUAGCUUCCACCUCUUGGGGAGGUAGAUUACCUAUGCUGACAGGAGAACCCCAUAGCGGUGCAUAGGUAAUGUCCACACUGAAGUGCUAUAGUGGUGCAGAUCAAGGAACAUUGCACAUGUAGACAAGCCCUAAGAUGUAUUCAGUAUAAUCAAAUGCCUUUUGAUAGUUUGGGGAACCAGCAUGGACAAGAUGCAAAUAUUUGCAUAGCAUCUUUCCAUUACAUUUUAUAUUUAAGUACUUAAAACUUACUGAUUCUAUUGAAUCACUGGGGUUUUUACCCUUCGUACGUUUCUGUCAGUUAAUGACCUCUUAAAGCUACUUAGCAUUAUUUUGAAAUGUGAAACCAGAUUUAUAAGCUCUUAUACUGGAGAGUAUUAUGAUGCAAUAUAGCACUAAUUACCUCUUUUGUUAGAGGUACUUUUAUUUAUUAAGAUUAAGCCUUAGUUUUGGUUAUUCAUAAAGAUAAAUUGUUGACUAGCAAUUAUUACACUGUUAAAUGCAGCAUACAAAAUAGAAACCAUUUUCUAGAGAUUGAAGUGUUAUCGAAAAGAAAACUAUGCCUUGCCUAAAUUUUCUAGACUCACUAUUAAUGCAAUAUGUUGCCAUGACUUGUAGUACUCUACCCCAUUACAAAGUGUAAAAAAUAAAGCAUGUCUGUGGUAUAUUUCUUA
Trachemys scripta elegans is the source of this 2036-nucleotide messenger RNA. RefSeq names its product Bet1 golgi vesicular membrane trafficking protein (gene BET1). Gene Ontology annotation, molecular function: SNAP receptor activity. The transcript is spliced from 4 exons. Bases 141 to 488 code for a protein of 115 amino acids. The record is from RefSeq and is a predicted model, not a curated record. Gene Ontology annotation, biological process: endoplasmic reticulum to Golgi vesicle-mediated transport; vesicle fusion with Golgi apparatus. Gene Ontology annotation, cellular component: SNARE complex; Golgi trans cisterna. Lineage: Eukaryota; Metazoa; Chordata; Testudines; Emydidae.